Messenger RNA from Aspergillus heteromorphus CBS 117.55, 825 nucleotides. RefSeq names its product F-actin-capping protein subunit alpha. Gene Ontology annotation, biological process: barbed-end actin filament capping; actin cytoskeleton organization. NCBI's taxonomy places the organism in Eukaryota, Fungi, Ascomycota, Eurotiomycetes, Eurotiales, Aspergillaceae. Gene Ontology annotation, molecular function: actin filament binding. The record is from RefSeq and is a predicted model, not a curated record. The coding region runs from base 1 to 825 and encodes 274 amino acids. Gene Ontology annotation, cellular component: F-actin capping protein complex; actin cortical patch. The transcript has 7 exons.
AUGGCCUCCACCAUCGACGUCGCGUCAUCCUUCAUCGAGGGUGCCCCGCCCGGCGAGCUCGCAGAUGUCAUCGCCGACGUCAAGGCCCUCACCGCCGACGGUGCAGGUAUCCUUCCUUCCCUUGCUCCCGCCUUUGAGAGGUAUAAUGAGACGCAGCUGGCCACUGUCAAGUUGCCGGGGGCUAGUCAGCAGGUCCUGAUCAGCGAAUACAACAAACUCGAAGGAAACCGUUACUUCGACGUGGAGAGCCAGACAUCGUUUGAGGUCGACCAUGUGACGCAGGAAGCUUCCGCUGCGCAGUCGUAUGUUCUGGAGUCGCAGAAUGGGGAUUUGAUCAAAUCACUCCUCAAAUCGCUCUCCAUCCACGCCGCCGAACACUACCGCUCCUCCUCGUACGGCGUCUACCCGACCGAGGACGACACCGCGGUCGCCAUCGUCCUCGUCGCGAACCGCUACUCGCCUAACAACUUCUGGAACGGCCGCUUCCGCGCCAUCUACACCCUCCCCGUGACCUCCUCCUCGUCCACCAUCACCGGCCACAUCAAGGUCGAUGUACACUACUACGAAGACGGCAACGUGGCGCUCAACACCACCAAGCCCAUCAGCCUGACGGUGUCGUCCGUCGAAGCGUCUACCAUCAUCUCGAAGAUCGCCGCCGCGGAGCGUGACUACCAGGAGGAGCUGAACCGCGCGUUCGUGAGUACCGCCGAGGGCGCGUUCAAGGGGCUGCGCCGCCAGUUGCCGAUCACGCGGCAGAAGGUCGAGUGGGAGAAGGUGGGCGGGUAUCGUCUCGGGCAGGAUAUUUCGGGGGGGAAGGGGCGGUAA